Symbiodinium sp. CCMP2592 is the source of this 12456-nucleotide messenger RNA. Lineage: Eukaryota; Dinophyceae; Suessiales; Symbiodiniaceae. The record is from the annotation of a GenBank genome assembly.
AUGGCUGGGGGUGGUGACUUUGAUCAAGGUGCCAGGGACAGGCUUCGCCGCAUGUCUGUCGAGGCCCUGACGACGGCGCCGAGUAUCGCUGCCCUUACUUUGCCUUGGGAGACAGGACCGCUGGCGGCCAUUUUUGGGAAACCGGAAGUGCUGCCUAGGCCCGCGUUAGACAUCGAAGAUGUCAUUGACACUGCAUCUGUCCGGCCUUUGGGGCCUGAACCGUCGGAAACUGUCCCAGGUGAUAAGAAAGCUUUCACUGCAGCAUGGAACAAGGAUACAUUCAGACGUGAUCGCCUCCCUGAGCGAGAUCGGUUCAAUCUCGUGUACCAGGAGUGGCUUCAAGUGAUCCUUCCAUGGGCUGGCGAUAGAACUGUGCUCGGCUUCAUGGUGUCUGCUGCAGCCGACCAAACUGAGAAGCUUGCAGUUGUCACGCAAACCCUUGGCGGCAAGGCCUUGUCGACACUCGAGAAGCGGCUGAGGCAAGUGAAAGCAUUCCUGGCAUGGGCCCUACUUGCGAGUGUUACGCCAUUUCCUAUGACUGAGCAUGCAUGCCGAAUGUAUUUGAAGAAGCUGGUGGAAGAGAAGGCACCUGCCUCUCGCAUCAAAGGCGUGCUGGAGAUGGUGGGGUUCCUCAGACAUGUUGUUGGCCUACCCGUUGCUGAGAAUGCAGGCGAUUCACCUUGGAUUCGCGGGGUGCUACGGAUGGCCGCGGCGAAUGCCAAGCCCACUGCCAAGGCUCGGCCGCUCACGGUCGGAGAGGUUGCAACACUCGAGGCUUUCGUCAAACGCAGAGUGGGAGCAUUGCAAGACCUCUACGCGGCAGGGUGCUUCUUGUUCUUGAUCUUUUCGAGGGCGAGGUUCGGCGAUUGCAAAAUCAUCAGUGAUGCAGUCUUUGACAUCGUCACGAAGAGUGGCGAGCUUGUCGGGUACAUCGAGGUCAUCUCUUGGUCGCACAAGAUGCGGCGCCAUUUUCCUUCAAUCCCUUUGGUUGCCCCGGUUCAGGGUGCCACCAUAGGAAGUUGGGUCGAGUCGUGGCGGUCCAUCGCCACUGAUGUGGGUCUCCCUCUUGAACGGUUUCAAGGAGGUGCCAAAGGACCAUUGUUGCCACUCCCGAGCCAAGGCGGGUGGCUCGAGUCGAGCAACUUGCUUAUCAUGGAAGAUACGAGGACUCGCUUGGGCAAUCACAAUGAUCGUGGAUCUGCAGAGUGUUACGGGAGAGACACACUUGCCGCACCGUUGAGAGAUCUGGAGGCGUGCAUUUUGGCGAUUCGCACCGGAUCCUUCUUGCCAGACGUUUCUCGAAGUGGUUAUUUCCCUGAUAUGCCUGACAAGUCACCGUCUUGUGAAGGAUCAACCGAGCCGCAGGGUGGCAUUGGCUCCAGUGAUGUUGAAGCGAACAAGAGCUUUGACCUGGCUGAGCUCUCUUUCGGGGCACCGGCCGACCAAAGCGACUUAGACAAUGAUGCCAAUGCCUCUGAGGGCUUCGAGCCUGAUGCCAUUGAGCACCCGGCCCCGAGCCCGAGCUUCCAUGGAAGCAAUCCUGCUCAGGAUGUCGCACUCGACGAGUCGUCAUCCAGUUCGACGAGCUCUUCAUCGACGGACACGGAGGUGGAGUCGGAACCUGGCCCACACCUUGCCGCUCUUGAACGGCCAGUUUGGCGAGACGCUUGCCAGGUUUGGCAGCACAGGCAAAGCAGAACCGUGCAUCUGCUCCCAGAGGCCGAUGCAGAGUCAGGGUCCUUCGUGUGCGGGAGGGUCAAGUCGCAAGCCUACUUCCGAGCCACUGGGCAUCCGAUUGUCGAUUCUCUGAAGUGUGUGCAGUGCGAUCGUGGUAAAACCAUCAGAAGCACGGCACAACUUGUGCAUGUUCUUGACAAGAGGACCCAGAUGUCACCGCUCUUGCAAACAUUUUCGGUGCAGCUGUGCGCUCCCUGUGGUGAGAGCCAGCAAUCCAGCAUGUCCGGUGCCUCACUCUUGGAUUCGAAAGCUGCCUUCAAAAACAAGGUGUUGGAGUAUGGCUUGACCAAUACUGUCUUCGAGGCCAUUGUAAGACGUGGAGUCGACACUCUUAGCAAGGCUGCAUAUGCUGUGGGGGCCCCGGGUGUUGUACCCGCCGAAGAUGCCCUGCGAGCCUUUCUGAAUCCAGAGUCGCCUGCCACUGUUGAGCAGGGUCAGGUUGCAAUUGCUAGGCGCCUAAUCUUCGAAGCACAGACACUUGCAGUAAGCCAGCUGCGUCAGCAGAUCGAGGGGCCGGACGAGAAGCGACAAGACCUUCAGCCCGCCGAAAGGAGGUUCCGUCUAGAAGAGCAAGCACGCCGCCUGGCCGGUAUGUCGCUCCGCGGUCCGUUGGAAUGCUCUUUCAGCUGCUACACACUUGUCAUUCGCAUGCUGGCCACUGAUGAAAUUACUUACCUCGCCCCUAAUCGGUUCACCACUCGGGCUCAUGAGGUUCAGCAAUCCAAACCUCCCAAAGAAGUCAUCAUUGAUGCAUCGUCUGCCAUCAAGGUGCGUGAUUCUGCUGAGCUUGCCGACACGUGUCAUCUCCCUGAUGCACUCAGCUUAAGUCAGGCUUUGACUCGAAGGUCUCUCGCGCUUGACUUGUGUGAAGCCGCAACGUUUGCAGCCUCCGAACGGUGGCACGCCGAGCUUCUGAGACAUUUGCAGCAGGCACCUCCCAUGGAGUACAAGCAGGUGGAUACCAUGCAAAUUUUGAGGGCUGACAGGGCGGCAUGGACGUACAUGGCCGAAAAAGGCACUUCCUUGAAAAAGCGUGCAGAUGGGAGCUUGCCCAUGGAUGAUCUCUUUGCAGCCCUCACCACGGCUACCGAUGUCAUGAUGUUCCUCAUGCCGCUGCCCGCGGGUGGCCAGAGCAAGCGCCCUUCUGCGUCACAGGUCAUGGCGACGCCCAAUGGUAGCACCGACCCACCCAACCCGACCAAGAAGAGCCGCACCAAGGCGCGCCGUGAACGCCAAAAGCAGCGUCUGCAGGAAGCCCUGGCACUCGCGUCUGCACCCCCAUCUCAUGCCUUCCCGCCCAAGCCUCCUGCUCCGCAUGCGCACAAUGCUCUGCCGCCUACGCCGCCCCAGCCCAUUCCGAAAGGCAAGGGCAAGGGCAAGCACAAGCCCUGCAAGAGCGUGUUCGCGGCAGGUGCUGUCCAUGCGUGUGGCGUGGGCAGUGUCUUCGGCAUCGAUGCGUGGACACCCAAGUCAGCUCCAGCGCCCGUGGUCAAAUUGGACCUCGCGCUUGAUGAGGAUGUCAGAGUGCUCUUUUUGCUGCUUUCCAAUCGGGCCUUGGCUGCGGUGCAUUUGGCGCCGCCUGCAGCCCUCCCAGGUCGUGGCAGUCCGCCACUUCGCUCACACGCGUUUCCGGACGGCCUGCCCGACCUUUCCCCACCCAAUCAAGCCAAAGUUGCGCUGUACAAUCGUCUCUUUGCAUUGGCAUCGACCCUUUUCCUUCAGGCUUUCCAGACAGGCAUUGUUGCCACUCUGGAAAACCCAGCCUCCAGCCAUUUCUGGCAAAGCAGUGCUUGGCUGGAUGAGGGCGGUUCUUCUCUCGAUUCCAGUGGCACCCCGUCCUCUCUGGCCGUGGAUGCUUUGUGCAAGGGUGACUUGUCUUCUGAAAUGUGUGUUCAGGUGCUUCAGCAAGCAUUCAACACCCCCUUGGAAGCUAGGCGUGCGGGCAUUCUUCAGGACGGCCGACCUGUGGAAUACUUUGUUUUGGGCGCCUACAAGUGCUUGCCGAGAAAGGGUGUUACCAAACUCACAGGUGAGCACCUUAGCACAGCUGCCUUCAUAAAUGCCUUUAUGCUGCAACGUUUCCCGGAUGCAUCGUGGUCUGCCUUCGUCGUCACUCACAACGAGUCCUCGGCACUGCACGUGGACUCGGCAAAUGUGCCGGGAACCAUGAACUUUGCGAUCGGCCUGGGAGGUUACUCCGGAGGCGAACUCUUUGUGGAAUCAGAAGGCGGGGCCCAUGCCUUUGAGGACCCGUGCACAGGCGAAUGGCUGUGGGGAGACUGUCUAGCUCUCAACUUGGGAGCAAACGCUGUGGUCCUGCGGGUUUCCGUUGCCUUGGACCUCUGCCUUUUCGAAAGAGGCAGCGAAGAGGGCAUCCACGCCACCUCUUUGAUGGUCCUUAGGCGAUGGGUGCUUCGAGCGCAGGAGCUGGCUCCGCAGGAAAGGGCUCUCCAUGAUAGAAUGCCGAAACACCUUAAGGCCGUCCUCAAGGGUAAGCGGCUUUUGGUCUUCGGCGAGAUGCUCGUCGCAUGUGGCUAUGGCGACUCUUCAAUUGCGUCCGAAAUUGGGGAGGGCUUCGACUUGACAGGUCCGAUUCCUGCGUCGGGUGGGCUCUUCAAACCCGUUGUGGAGCCGGCGUCGAUGACCAAGGAGUGUUUGCGCGCCGCUGCCAGCGCAGUCCGUGCAGGCAUUCUUCGCGCCACCGAACGUGUGUGCUCAUCCGAGCUCGCGCAGGAGGUUCACGACAUUACCAAGGAAGAGGUAGACCGCGGGUGGCUCGAAGGGCCCGUGCCACUUGAGCAACUGAGCGAAACUUGUUCCUUGAGCAGACGGUUCGGAGUUGAGCAGCGGUCCGGUGGGAAGCGCAAAGUCAGGCCCAUCGACAACCUGUCGGAAUCCUUUAUCAACUCGACCGUUUCCCGCACCGAGUCGAUUCAACCUCACGGCUUGGAUGUGGAUUCUUUCUUGUGUGUGCCGAACCCGGAGACGGGCAAACCAUCCAUCUACGCCUGCCAUGUGCUGCCCUUCGGAUCAUCUGCUUCAGUCGCGGCAUUUUGCCGCAGCACGAUGGGAUUGUGGCACUUAGGGUGCGCUCUGUUGUUGAUCCACUGGACGGUGUUUUACGACGACUUUAUCGUCCUCAACGAGGCGUCGUCCACGAAACACCUUGACAUGGUUCUCAAUUGCUUUUGGGACUUGCUUGGAUGGACCGUGGCACGGGACAAAGAAUCCGAUUUUGAUUACUUUGCGAGAGCUCUUGGAGUCAAAAUUUGCUUUCAGUCCGAGAGAGUCUUCGUGGUGGAGAACACCCCCGAGCGAAAGGCCGAACUUGACGAGACCAUCACGCGCUUACUCGGUCUCGAGUGGGUGGAGCAACAUGAGCUCACAUCGCUGAGGGGGAGGUUGCAGUUCGUUGAGGGUCAGAUCCAUGGGCGCCGAAGCGGCAGGUUCAUGCAGCUUUUGUCGCGGCGCGCAGAUUUCAUUGGGGGGUCCGCCAUGGAUUCCGACUUGCAGGCAGCCCUCACUUUCCUUAAGGAUAGGGUUGUAGGUGCUCCCCCUAGGGUAAUAUCCGCGAGACGUGAGAACGCUUGGUUCAUCUUCACUGAUGCGGCCUACGGUGAUGGCCAAACGAACAGUUGUGGGUUAGGAGGGGUACUGGUUGCACCUGAUGGGAAGCCCAUUAGAUUCUUCAGUUGCUUGUUUAACGACGAUGCACUUGAGGGCCUCAGGUUUGGCGAUGUUCAGAGCCCCAUCUACUUUCUUGAAGGCUUGGCAGUAGUGGUCGCGUUGCACGUGUGGAACAGCCUUGUGCAAGGCUCUGAGGCCGUUUGCUUCGUCGAUAAUGAAGCAGCCAAGUCUGCGUUCAUUGCUGGCAAAUCUCCUUGCGUGCACUUCUCAGCCCUGUCGGAAUGGUUGAGUGAUUGGGAGGAACGUGCCUCCUCGUUCCCAUGGUUCGAAAGGGUGAGCAGUGCUGCGAACAUUGCUGAUGGCCCCUCGCGUGAUGAUUGUAGUCACUUGGCGGGUGUUCGCCGCGACGAGAUUGAUUUGCAGUCCAUCAUUCUCGCUUUGCAGUGCUUCUUGCCAGAGCUCUCAGUCGGCGGUCUGUGUACGGCCGCCGCCCGUGAGAUCAGCUUGGCAUUGCAAGACAAGGGCAUCAUGCUUGAUGCGCGUGCGUCCUCGGACACGGCCCUGGCAUCUUCCUUUGCGCAGCGGCAGCCUCGCCGCGGUCGGGGCACUGUGGGUCCACCUGAGUACAAACGGACUGUCCUUGUCCGGCUUCCGCUGGACUUUCAGCCGCCGGAACAUGUGCCGGAGCAGCCCGAAGCGCCCCUUCGGGACAUUCCUGCGGGCUCGAAGCUUCUGUGGACUCCCGUCUUUGUGGAUGGGGGUGCUGAGGUGCGCGAGGCCCAAUUCGGGGUAUACCAUACCCCUGAUGAGUUUCUCCAUGCAGCCUUGAAAGUGACCCAUCCAUUUGACAGUGCGGUGUCUAUUGAUGGCCCGAAUCUUCGGGCGAUUGCCUUCGCUCUUGAGCAUGGGGUUAAGGCUGUGCAGCAGAAGCGUAUGGAGGUCCUUGAUCAUUAUCGUGCCUUGGAGCGUUCUCUGAGGGCUGAUGAGGCUGCCCUUAAACAGGCAAUGGACCCCACUGCAAGGGAGAUCAUGGGCUCCAAGAAGUUGCUUUUGUUUAAACAGAUGCUAAAGGAUGCUGGUGUUCCCGACGAGCGCCUCUUCGAAGACAUGGUUCAGGGUUUCCGGUUGACUGGUCCUCUUGAGCCUUCCGGUUUGUUCCCCCUAAGUAUAAGCCUGCCAUCCUCUCCGUGGAUGAAUUGUCGCACUUCGCAGUGGUCCAAACACCUUGUGGAGGCUGCGUGUCGUAAAGCAUCCCAGGACCCGGAGGUUGCUAGAGCUGUUUGGGAGGAGUCGCUGGGGCAGGUCGAGAAAGGCUGGCUGUCGGGGCCCUUCACAUGGGAUCAAAUGGAUCAGAAGUACGGUGGUACUUGGGUGGCAUCCAAGCGCUUUGGGGUAUCCCAGGGUGACAAGGUUCGUGCUGUCGACGAUCUUUCCCAGUUUCAGGUGAAUGCUUCGGUGACUGAGACUGAGAAGAUUCAGCUUGAAGGCCUUGAUGACAUUGUGGCCCUUGCGCGAUUCCACUUAGGAGCCACCGUGGCUGGCACCAAGGUCACCAAGGUGUUUAGACUUCCCUUGUCAGGCGGCGGUGUCUAUCAAGGCCGAUUGCAUCCUGAUUUUCGAGAGGGCCGGGCACGACGCUUGAAUGGCAGAGCUCUUGACUUGCGAAGCGCAUACAAGCAGUUAGCUCGUCACCCAGCCGACGAUUGGGCUUCGGUGCUAGGCGUCCUGGACCCAGACACAAACACUGUGGCCUAUUUUGAGAAUUAUGCUCUCCCGUUCGGUGCAUCGAGCGCGGUGACAGGCUUUAACAGGGCUGCCCGAGCAUUGCGCAUUAUCAUGUCUAGACUUCUGUUCCUUGUGAAUACGUCGUUCUUUGACGAUUUCUGCCAACUUGAAAUCGAGGGUCUGACCGAUUCUGCGGAUCAGGCGGCACUUGAAAUGCUAGACCUUCUUGGCUGGGAAGUGUCUGACGGUGAGAAGCUGAAACCCUUCGCUUCGGAGUUCACCAUGCUUGGUGCCGUGCUAUCCUUCAAAGAUGCUGGCAGGGGUCUGAUUAGGGUUAGGAAUAAGGCCGGGCGCUUGGAGGAGAUUUCUGACAUGGUGGAUCGCCUCGCCUCUGACCCCACCUGUGGGGUGGCUACUCAGUUGAUUCACCAUGCCGAGCGGCAGCAAGGUCCUGACCUGCAGAGCCGCGUUUUGGUAAACCUGUGGUCUGAGCAGCCGCCCGUGGUCAUCUUCACGGACGGGGCAUGUGAGGAAACGGGAAACCAGGUGACGCAUGGGGCGGUCAUCAUUGACCCGGCCUCGCAGACUCGGGAGGUGUUUGGGGGCCACAUCCCCGCGAACCUCGUGGAGAAGUGGCGAAGCUCCGGCAGGACUCAACUCAUCUUCUUUGCAGAACUUUAUCCUGUCUUGAUUGCGAGACGAAGCGACCUACCUGACUCGCCCGACUGGGGCGACAGUGAUGCUGAGCUUGAUGCUGAGCUUGCAGGUGAGCAGGGCUUUGUCUGGCCGGGGGACGACUGUCCCGAGCCUCCCGACCGCGGGGACGGCGAGUCCGACGGUGAGGCUGCAAGCUCCUUGAGCAUGAUGGGCGCAGGGAUUGGCUCUUCGGGCUAUUCGGGGGUUUCGGCUUUGGGCUCUUCGAGGGAUCUUGACUCCGUCGACGUUGAUGCAGACGGCCAGAGUGGUACAUGCACUACGAACAUGGGGCUUGCCUUUGUGCACGCCUUCAGCAGGCUGUCGCAACCCAGCGCCUCGCCUUCUUUGCUGUUGCCUUGGGAGACUCCCUUAAUGAAGACCAUUUUUGAGCCUUUGUCCGAGCCCCUGCCUGAGCUUAAGAAACCCUCUUUAGGCCUUGCCGACUUGUCCCCUCCCGAGUUUGCGAAGUAUCUGCCCGAUGCAAGUAGCAGUGCAAGUGCCGCGAAGCCUGUACAUCCUAGCCUCGACUUCAAGGCAGGCCACGCCGCCGAACAGGCCAUCAGAAUGCUUGACGACGAUGACUUCGAGAAGAAGCAGAUUAAACUUAUGAACGCUCGUAUCGCAAAGUGGCAUGUCAUUGGUUUGAGGUAUUCGGACGUAUUUGAAUUGCCUCGGCCUUCGGACGAGGAGAUCUCGGCAAUGAUGGGCACUCGGUCAGUACGUACUGUGCUUGCCAGGGCAGGGUCCAUGCUCCAGUUCGUCAGGUGGUGUGACACGGUGCGUGGUAGCAGUGAUUCCAUGUUCACUGAUGAAGCUUACUGGGGCUAUCUGCAGUUCCUCAAGACGAGUCGUGCAAGUGCUUCGAGAGGAUCAUCUUUCCUUUGUGCAGUGAGGUUUGCUUGGCAUGUCAUGGAUCUCACAAAAAUCUGCGGCUCGCCGUCACGGCGAUGUGUGGGCCUUGCAGAACAAAUGUCUGCUGAAAGAGGCACGCUGCGCCAGUCGGCGCCUUUGUUAGUGCAACAGGUGCUGCAGCUGCACCACAUGCUGCAUAGUGGCCUUGUCUCCAAGCUCGAUAAGGCUUUUGUUGCAUACAUCUUGAUUUGCUUGUGUGCCCGUUGCAGACAGAGCGACCUGGCAAAAGUGUCCUACGUUGAAGUGGAUAUCUCAGAUUCAGGACUUGAGGGAUACGUCAUCUUUUACACGCGUCAGCACAAAACUGCGCGAGCUGCUCGAAGGUUGUCGCAAAUGCUGCCCAUCCUUAUGCCAGUCUGUGGCAUCGACGAUCAAGAGUGGUUCUUGACAGCGCGGCGUGCCAUGGAGGGUAGGCUGGCCCGGCGGGGAAUCACAUCAGAGGAAGUUUCUGCCUUCUUGAAGUUAGUUGUGCCGAGCCAUGACGGGGUCUCUCGCAUUGCAUCCCAGAGUCUCAAACGCACAAUGCUCGCUUGGUCGAGCAAGGCCGGCUUGUCUAGUGAGUCUAGGGCCAUUCUUGGCAGGCAUGCAAAAUCCGUUGAGAGCUCUGAGGCCAUUUACAGUGUUGAGCUCGGGCUUCCAGCUGUGAAGCAGCUGGAAGGCAUCUUGAGGCAGGUGCGGGACAAAGAAUUUAGGCCGGAUGCGAGCCGUGCUGAUAUGUGGCGGUUCCCACCAUCGCCGCCCGCAACCGUUGCUGGAGCCAAAGUGUCGAAGCCGUUGAUCCCUUCUGUGGAGGUCAAGUCUGAGUCGGAGGCCAGUGAUUCGGAGUCCUCAAGUUCGGAAGAGUCCAGCGGAGGCCAUUCUGAUAGCUCCGAUUCUUCCAGCGGCAGCCCUCCUGCACCCAAGAGGCGUCCUCAGGCCGAGUCUCAAAGACUCAUCCUUUCGGAAAAGGGUGGAGAGUGGGUCGUGCACAAGCGGUCGCACGUGUGGCAUUGGACGUAUGGUGUCAACAUGUUGAUGUGUGGCCGAAAGCGAAGUCACAUGUACGUUCUCUCUGAUAAGGGAGAGCCAUCCGGGCCGGAAGACAGUGAUUUGAGUCACAUGGUGACGGACAGAGCAAGGGCUCAAGACCAAGGGGUGAAGUUCUCUGAAGUGGCCUUCAAGAGUCUCAAAUUUCAGGGGUUCGUGACCCUUGGGCAGCUGGCAUAUAGUGUCGGGCAGCCUGGUCAGAUCAUCCCAGACGAGGCGUUCAAUCAAUUCGUAAAGGACACCAUCCCCCGCGCAUCGGGGGCCGACUCAGCUUGUCUCCGUCGCCUCAUUUUUGAGGCUCAGACUUUAGUGCUUGCUGAUUUGCGACAGCAGAUUAACGACCCUGAUGGAUCAUCAAAGAAGGUUCCGGAGGCUGAGCGCGAACAGCGCUUAGCUUCAUUGCGGAAGCAAUUACCUGGGCUUCUCAUUGAGGGGCCAACGGAGCCAGGGCGGGCCCUCUUAGAUGAGUGUGCGAGCCAAGAAAGUGCGUGCCAGCUUAAGUACAUCAGCCCAGACCGCUGCAUCUCUAGGACCUUUGAAGUCACGAAUCACAAGAAGACUCCGAGGCAGCUUGAGUUAGAUGCCAAUCAUCUUGUGGUAAAGAAUCAGGAGGAUGAGCUCACCAUGCCCUCACACUCCGCGCUUCAGGUGCAGGAGGCCUUCCUUCGGCGAGGCCUUGCAUAUGUCUUUAGCCAGAGUGUGUCCUUUGAUGCAUAUUCGAGGUACCUCUCGAAAUUGUUCUCGCAUAUCCAUCGCGAGCCGCCCCCGAACCAUGCAAGAACCUCUGUGGCGCAGCUUGUCGAAGCCGAUAAGCUGGUCUGGACCACGCUCAUCGAGAGAGGUGUGAAGCCACGAAAGGAUGCCACCGGGGCCUUCCCCUUGGACUCAGAGCUUAUGCAAGCCUUGGAGAGCUAUGAAGUGUCCUUCGGACUUAUGCCGCUACGAAGUGGGUCCAAAUGGGAGCCCCGCAAAAGGUUCAAAGGUGCAGGCAAGGAUGGCAAGGACGACAACAAAGCCCCAGGGAAAGGUGACCAGCUGUGCUUCUCGUACAACCUUCAAGGGGACAAGUGCAAGUGUGCUGUAACUUGUGAUGCCGAAACUUUUGCAGCUCGCCUCUUGAAACAAGCGGGCGCCUUUUAUGCUGGCAUGUACCGCAAAGGCAAUGGCAUCUCGGGCCUUCGCAAAUCCUGUCGGGAAUUCCCCUUGUCUGUCGCUGCCAUCAAUGCGUUCAUGGCCCAUGCUGUGCCUACAGCUUCUUACAAUGCAUUUGCCAUACUUGACAAUGUCGCUUCCCCUGCACACCGUGACCUGCAGAAUGAACCGGUGGCCAGUCAUGUGCUGGCCCUCUCUGCUUUCGCAGGUGGGGGCAUCUGGGUGCAGUGCCCCCGAGGGGCCGUCUGCCGUCGUGUUGCUGGGGUUAACACUCCUGGCAAAGUGCUGAGCCUUGAUAAAGGCCCUGUGCAGCUGGAUGCUGCUUCGAGUUUGCACUCUACUGAACCUUGGCAGGGUGAUCGUGUGAUCCUGUCUUGCUACACCUUGAAAGGCUAUGACCUCUUGACGUCUGACCAGUGCAACAGCCUCCUGCAACUCUCCUUCCCCUUGCCCUUGCAGGUUGGGCAAUGCGCCCGCCCGUCACCUGUGGACUAUGCGGCCUUGCGCGCCGCCACUGGUAUACAGCCCAAAGCCAGCAAGACGGUACCCUUGGUACCGGAACAUCGUGCUGUCAUCGUUGUUCGAGGCCCGGCCCAACUGCUCCAGCCUCCCUGUGUCCUCAGACAACGCCUUGAAGCCGACUGGGCGGUGCCGACAUCAUGCACGUGUGCCUGGCCUUCCAUUCCGAAGUAUUCCCAACUUCUUCGGAGUGACUUGCUUGAUGUUGAGGUUAAGGAGGGAAGUUCUGGGAAGGUGCUUGAACUUGCGUGGAGGAUACCUUUCUCGCCAUCUGAGUUUGUAGACUGCGCAGUGGCUGCAGGCCACCCCUCCCUGCUCGAAGCGAACCUCCCGCAGGAGCUGCAGGAUGCGAUUACGGUUCGACCGAUCCUAGCCGUCCUAGCCCCUAAACGCCUUCUCCUCUUUAAGAGCCUCCUGCAAGAAUAUGGUUACCCGGAUUUAGAUGCCUUCAAUGAGCUCGUCAGUGGAGUCAGCUUGACCGGGGAUGCUCCACACACUGGGAUCUUCAAUGCGGCGGAGCGGCAUGCUUCUAUGACUGAGGCCGAACUCAAAGCAAAGGCGAAGGUCAUCCAGCAGGAGGUGCUUGGAAAGGUCACCAGUCAAGGAAGUGAGAUUGAUGCGAUCGUGAAACAGAAGACGGUGGAGGAAGUGCAAAAGGGUUGGCUUGUAGGCCCCUUUGAGAUUGAGGACCUGCCAGAACAUGCCAUCAUAAGCAAACGUUUUGGCCUGCCACAAGUUUUCGGUAGGUUGGCCAAGGUUUGCCUCAAGCAUCUCACUGAUUUUGCUUACGGCGAUCUGCCUCCAAAUGUCAUGCGACAGGAACCGAUGUUUGUUUUCACCGAUGCUUGCUUUGAGCCCUCGGCAUCGGACUGGAAGUGUGGCAUUGGCGGUGUCUUGUUCAAUCAUCGAGGUUCAACAGACGAUAAUCUUUCCCGCCGAGCUUCUAGCCCUCCUUUGUGGAAUGAGGCUAUGGCUGCCGGCCGCGCCGCUGUCAUCAAGGCCCUGUUGCAGGUGCUUCUCAAGGAUGAAGAAAGUGCGGGCAUUGCUUCGUGGUAUCAGAGG